Molecule: messenger RNA, 1627 nt
Organism: Gossypium raimondii (Peruvian cotton)
Lineage: Eukaryota; Viridiplantae; Streptophyta; Magnoliopsida; Malvales; Malvaceae
Product: glutamate receptor 1.4-like
Exons: 4
Coding region: 54-1097 (347 amino acids)
Cellular component (GO): plasma membrane
Molecular function (GO): signaling receptor activity; ligand-gated monoatomic ion channel activity
Source: RefSeq, a predicted model, not a curated record
UGUAACUGGAUUCUGUGUUGAUGUGUUUAAGGAAGCCGUUCAGAGUUUAGAUUAUGAAGUACAUUACGAUUUUAUCCCGUUUGAAGAUGCCAACGGACGAAUGGCAGGAUCUUAUGAUGAUCUUAUCCUUCAGGUUUAUCAUAAGAUUUGCAUAUGUCGAUUUCACGCUGCCAUUCACUGACUUAGGCAUCGGAGUUGUAGUGCCAAAAAUCAACAACGACAUCUGGGUUUUCCUGAAGCCUCUUUGUGGAGAUCUGUGGAUAACUGUCGCUGCUUUCUUUAUUUUCACUGGCGUUGUGAUUUGGUUUAUUGAACGUCCCAUCAACGAGGAGUUCCAAGGCUCACCGUCUGAGCAAAUAGGAAUGAUCUUUUGGUACUCUUUCUCAACUCUUGUAUUUUCCCACAAGAAGCCGUUGAGCAACUUGUCGAAGUUUGUAGUGAUAAUAUGGGUGUUUGUUGUGCUUAUAAUAACCUCAAGCUACACCGCAACUUUGGCUUCCAUGUUAACAGUUAAACAGAUACAAUUGAGCUCAAGAGACAACGAUGCAUGGGUUUCAAGUGAUAUUAGCAACUUUACAUUUGAAACUCGCAGACGAAGGGCAAACCAUUCUCCGGAAGAAUAUGCCGAUGCUUUAAGAAGGGGAAGUAAGAAUGGUGGUGCGUCAUCUAUUAUUGAUGAAAUACCAAACCUUAAAGUAUUCCUUGCCAAGUACCCUUCUGAUUACACCAUGAUCAAAUCGAAGGCUAUAACAGGCGGUUUUGGCUUUGUUUUCCCUAAACGUUCCCCACUUGUCCAAGACAUUUCAAGUGCAAUUAUGAGGUUAAGAGAGGAAAAAAGGCUGGAAAUGAUGGAAAAUAAAUGGUUUAACAGUGAAUCAAGCUUUACAACUCUGGACCCAGAAAGCAAUCCCAACAGGCUAAACAUUCAUAGCUUUGGGGGUUUGUUUCUUGUCACAGGAAUCUCUUCAAUUUCAGCUCUGGGGGUAUGCCUAUUUCAGAAACGACAAUCCAUCAAAAUCCACCUCAACAGUAGCUUAGACUCUUUAAAAGGGUACUUCAAUGUGAAAAUAAUAGGAAGACAAAAAGAACGAAGUUGAGCUCGUCUAAAGGAAAAUUAUUAUAGCCGCAAUGUAUUACUAUUUAUAUUUAUAUAUAGGUCACGACGCAAAUCCCUGAGUUGAAAAGCUUGACAACUACUGAAUUUUCAUACUAUUUUUAUGAAUCAAGUCAUGAAUUCGAUUUGAGAAACAAAUUUCAGUAAAUUUUGCUAAUAGACACAUCCUCCACUUCGAGAUCAAAGUCCUCUUCUAAACUAUCGAUUAGCAAUCCAUUAGCAUUCCUAGAGUUACCCGCCUUGGCUGAUCAACCUGUUCCAUUGCAUGACCUUCCACCGUCGUUAAUCUUUUGCGGCUCUCUUCAGACCCGGGGGAAUAGGAGAGACAGGAGGUUGAAGGGUAGGUGGGAUGAGAAUGCUCCCCAUCAGAGCAAUCUUUUAUAAUCUGAAGUGUGUUGAUUUGUUUUAAGGUUUGAGUCUACUCUUGUUUAUAUUCAUAUAAAAUAUAUUAUGUAUAUUUUCUUGUUUUUAGUUAUAGUUAAGUGGACCACUAUUUAAAAUUAAGUUUCUUCC